AUGUCGAUUCAUACCAGUAGCAGUGGAGCCAGUACACAGGACGAAGCAGUAGGAUCUGAUUAUCACUGGCAAGAUCCACACGCACUUUCUUUCAUCACUCCACCUGCCUACACUCAACUAUUGGAUGAUUUCUCGAUUAUUGACGAUCUCUACGAGUCAUUUGAGACCGAAGAUGAAACUUCAGGUUAUGAAGAGCAGGUUGUAGACACUGCAAGAAAUGUAGCAAAAAAACAGCAGGCUGUUCAGACAUUAUUAGAUACUGAAACGCAGUACAUCAGCGAUUUGGGCACUCUCCUAGACAUCUAUGCCACCAGAACCCAAUUGUGGUGCGAAAUGCCUAAUAAUCGCGAAUUACUGACCCGUAAAUCACCAAAUACUAUCCAAGAUGUCGAAAUAUUGCUUCGAGAUUUGUCUGAGAUUACAAGUAUUCACAAAUCAUUUCACAAAGACUUGAGCGAAAGGUUGCAAAUCUGGGGUCCUACCCAACUUCUUUCAGACAUCUUUAGUCGACUGUACGACCGUACUGCCUAUUACGAAACCCUUUUAAACAACUACACCAAUAAAAUCGUUACACUCGAUAUCCUCUUGAAAACCGCGCCAUUUGUAAAACUCAUGGAGAGCUGGACAGCAGAGUUCAACCCUCCUCUUCGUGACAUCCUCACCUACUUCAAAUCACCGCUGUUACAGCCCGGAGCUUAUGCACGUUCCCUUGGUCAACUUGUAUAUUAUACCGAACCAUGUCACCCCGACUACCUCGGCCUUCUGAGGAUAGCUCAUGCUUUCCAGGCACGUGAGGUUGACUGGAAAGAGAUGAUUCAAGAUCGCCUCAAUCACCUUUCUGUACUUCAAGUCUUCCGCACACUUUUACAUUGUCCUGCCCAUGUCACACCGACCCGGCGUUUACUGCUACAGGGUACAAUGGUCAAGAUCGAUCUGACCGAGCCAAGUUUGGUUACUGACACCAGGCUCUACUUCCUCUACAAUGACAUGCUGAUUGUCAGUCGGCGCAAAGAUAAGAAAGACAACAAGAUAGUCUAUAAAGAGACCCUCCCGUUGGUCAAGGCGGAAAUUAAACUCCUGACCAAGCAAUUGGCUACCCGGAUGGCAGAAGUCAAGAAGCCGGCCAGUUUUCAAUCGCUGUUUGGACGUAAACAACAACCGGAAGAGAACAUCAACGGUGUGCCUGCUCCGAUGGCAUUUGGAUUCGAAAUCUCGAUGCCACCUGAGCAUUCAUUGGAUAGCAUAGCCAUUCUUUCCAAUCCUGCGGCGACUAGUGUAUCUGCAGGGUCGAUAUCCAUGCGCCGCCGCCAUGUGGUCAGGACGAGGUCACUAGCAGAGCAGCAAAUUUGGGUUGCAACCUUACGCCGGGUUGUCCGCGUCGUGACGGCCAAAGCACAAAAUGAUGGUUAUUAG
Messenger RNA from Phycomyces blakesleeanus NRRL 1555(-), 1413 nucleotides. RefSeq lists its product as hypothetical. The record is from RefSeq and is a predicted model, not a curated record. The transcript has 6 exons. The coding region runs from base 1 to 1413 and encodes 470 amino acids. NCBI's taxonomy places the organism in Eukaryota, Fungi, Mucoromycota, Mucoromycetes, Mucorales, Phycomycetaceae. Gene Ontology annotation, molecular function: guanyl-nucleotide exchange factor activity.